UUAAGGGGUGAGCGAUGCUGGGUAAGAUGGCAGCCUCCGUGGCGGAGCAUGGAGAAGAUGCGUUUAGGACGGUGUUCAGGUUUUAUAAGCGGAGAAAUCCUCCUCCUGAUUUCAGCCAGGUCAUCGAUUUCUCCAAAACGGUAGAAAAUGAGCGGGUUUUUGCUACUGAGCUGGACCAUGGCAGUCUCAGUGAGGAAGAUGCUUGCAGAGCAGGACUUCGGCCUGUUAAAGACUGGAGAGCCUUCAGCCUUCAGGGGUAUCCAGGCUUCAUAUUCAUCUCCAAUCCCUUCCUCCUGGGCUCACAGCAAUACUGGGUAAAGCAGUGCCUGAAAACCUACCCGCAAAAACCCAACGUGUGUAACCUGGACAUGCACAUGUCGCCUACUGAGACUGAGAACAUCUGGGAGAAGAGUAUAGACGGCAUUCGGAAGAAGGGGAAGAGGGAGCCGAGGUCACUGCUGGAGAAACUUCGUUGGGUGACUUUGGGUUACCACUACAACUGGGACACUAAGACGUACUCUGCAGACCACUACAGUCCCUUCCCUGUGGACCUCCACUCUCUCUCCCAGAAAGUGGCUGCAGCCUGUGGCUUCCCUGGCUUUAAAGCAGAGGCAGGCAUUCUCAACUACUACCGUUCUGACUCCUCUCUCGGAAUCCAUGUUGAUGAGUCUGAACUCGAUCAUACGUGGCCCCUUCUGUCAUUUAGCUUUGGGCAGACAGCAGUCUUUCUCCUGGGCGGUACUAAACGACAGGACCCUCCCACAGCCAUGUUUAUGCGUAGUGGUGACAUCAUGGUGAUGUCAGGCUCCAGUCGGCUGCUGUACCAUGCUGUGCCCUGCAUCAUACCGGCCCCUGCUUCCGACCCCCUGCCACCCUGCCUGGGUCAGCACCUGGGGAAGGAGGCGGGCAGUGAUGGCCUCAUCAAGGAUGUGUCUGAAGUAGAGUGGGAGGUGUGCUCCAAGUAUCUCCUGACAUCACGGGUCAAUAUGACUGUCAGACAGGUUCUGGGACUGGGUCAGACUUUCCCCACAGCGCUGCCCCGUCUUGGAGCUGUAGCUGAAUCCAGUGGCUAUCAUGAGGAGUCAGGACAAAAUGCAAAGAAGAGGAAGAGUGAGUCAGGCUAUGAGGAGGACUCCUGACAUUCAUCUCCGAUCCACUUUUGGACUUUCAUCAAGCUCAGAGCAAGCAGAACCAGCGUUCUCCAGCAGACAUUUUAACAUUGGCUUUGCAGCUGGAUUUGCUGUGAGAAUUGGCAGAAGAAAUGAACCUGUGUGAAUGAGGAAUGUUCUAGAACAUGAUGAGGACAUUCUAGACCUGAAAGAAUGGGGAUGAACAGUCUAGAACAGCAAGAAUGGGGUGACCCUUCUCGAACAUCAUGAAUAGGGAAGAACAUGCUAGAACAAUGUGAAUGGGGAAGAUAUUCUAGAAUGAUAGACAACAUUGUAGAAUAGUGUACAACAGAAUGAAUGGGGCGAACAUUUUGGAACAGUGUAAUGGAAGUAAAAUGUUAUAGAGAAAAGAUUCUAGAACAGCAUAAAAGUAGAGAUCAUUCUAGAACAAGAAGGAGAACAUUCUAGAACAGUGUAAAAGGGGAGAACAUUCUAGAACACCAUGAACAGGGAAUAUCCUCAAACAAUGUGAAUGGGGGAAGAUAUUCUAGAAUAGAAGACCGUACUAGAACUUGAAGAGGGAGAACAUUUUAGAACAGUGUAAAGGAAAACAUUCUAAAAUGGUGUGAGCUAGAGAGUAGAUUCUAGAACAUCCUAGAACCGUGUAAAUCAGGGAAGAUAUUCUAGAAUGGGAGAGAACACUGUAGAAUAGUGUACAACAGAAUGAAUAGGGAGAACAUUCUGGAGCAGUGUAAAGGAAGUAAAACGUUCUAAAAUGAUAUGAGCUUGAGGGAAAAUUCUAGAACAGCGUAAAAGUGGAGAACCUUCUAGAACCGAGGGGGGAGAUCAUUCUAGAACAACAUGAACAGGGGGAACAUCCUAGAACAGCUUAAAUAGGCGAGAUUAUUGCAGAGAAGCCCAGCAAACACAUGCAGGUAGGGCACAUUCUGGGUUCGCUGGAGAACGUUGGGUCUGUUGCUCUGAAGGCGACGUGAGUUCUUUAAGUUACAGUAAUUUAUUAGAACAGAAUUCAUGAUUAAAGCUGUACAUAUGUGAAUAAAACAUCUUUUGGAACCUU
Molecule: messenger RNA, 2187 nt
Organism: Pygocentrus nattereri (red-bellied piranha)
Lineage: Eukaryota; Metazoa; Chordata; Actinopteri; Characiformes; Serrasalmidae
Gene: alkbh1
Product: alkB homolog 1, histone H2A dioxygenase
Exons: 6
Coding region: 15-1139 (374 amino acids)
Biological process (GO): oxidative RNA demethylation
Cellular component (GO): nucleus; cytoplasm
Molecular function (GO): oxidative RNA demethylase activity; broad specificity oxidative DNA demethylase activity; ferrous iron binding
Source: RefSeq, a predicted model, not a curated record